Molecule: messenger RNA, 684 nt
Organism: Guillardia theta CCMP2712
Lineage: Eukaryota; Cryptophyceae; Pyrenomonadales; Geminigeraceae
Exons: 4
Coding region: 1-684 (227 amino acids)
Molecular function (GO): protein binding
Source: RefSeq, a predicted model, not a curated record
AUGAUCCGAGUGCUGAAGGGUGAGAGCGGGAAGGAAGAGGUAGCUAUCAGCCGGGGCAGCAUCAGGAUCGGCCGAGACAGCGCAUGCGACCUAGUUCUGCCAUGGGACGGUAUCUCUCGCAUUCAUUGCAAGCUGGGGUUUCGCCAUGGCUCGAAUGGCCGGCUGGUUCUAUGGCUAUGCAGCCACGAGGGGCUCAAGGGAACGCCGACGGGCAACGGAACAUUUGUCAACGGUAGGAGGGUAAUAGAGAGCGAGUUGAACAAUGGAGACAAGAUAGAAUUUGGAAGAGGCUCCAAUGCAAGGAUAGGAGGGGCUCUGAGGGAGGAGGACAAGAUGUAUGUGUUGCAAGUCACUCAGCUUCCGACCCCUCCAAGGAGCCAGGGGCGACUGAGGGAGCCAGUCGAAGCCGGACUGAAUUUCAACGAAUGGAGGACAAGGGCGAUUCCGAUUCAUACGGAGAAAGAGAACCGGAUGACGAUUGAAGCAUCGGACAGAGACGGCGAGGUAGCUGAACGAGCCCUCAACAAGAUCAAGUUCUUCGAUAGGAAACUACUGCCUUCUGAGGGAACUUUGCAAGCGGAGAUGGGGCUGGUUGCAACGAACCCCCGCAAGUCUUACAAGCAGGACAUCCGCCCAGAGGAAAAAGAGCUGGCAGGAUACACGAGCGGAUAUGGCUACAUGUGA